ACUUGGUAUAACUGUUGCACCAUUCUCUAUUGAAUGGAGACAUACUGUAACUUGUUUAAUAACUCGCAAUACGAAGCUAUCGCGAGAUCUGUAAAAUGCGGUGAUUGCGGCAGGUGCAACUGAUAAGCAUGCACUCCCACGCAAAUGAUAGCGCUGCCGGAAACGUCGGUGGCAGCACCGAGGGCAAAAUACGAUGCAUCUUCCUGAGCGAAUUCCAUGCCACCGCGGGCUGCAAAAUCAGCUGCCAGGUGCCCGACAACUACAUCUCCAAAGAAGUCUUCGAUGCGAUCAAUGUGUACAUAAUUCCCAAGCAGCAUCUGCAACGUUGCAUUCUCACAGUGAAUGCGAUGGACGUGAAGAUCGUUGGGUAUCCAGUUGGCAUACAGGAUCAGCAGAAGUAUGCCCGCAAUGCGUUCCUCUUUAAUCUGUGCUUUGUCUGCGAUUCCCGUGCACGCUCCGUGCAGUAUGAGCCCGUGGUGAAGAAGCUGUCCGAGUAUCUCAUCAUGAUGGAGGAGGAGUCGUGCUUUCUAUCACGGGAGGAUGACAAGCUAAGGCUGCAGAACAUCUUUCAAACGGUGCUCCGGGAUCUGAAUGAGCGCAAAGUGGCCACCAUUGUUGAAGGCGACAACACGAUUUAUCUGAAAAUUGUUAUGCAUAAGCCGGAUCCGCCAUCGGUCAAAGACCAUAUGGUGCCAUUGUUGUUAGCCAAUCUUCGAGAUACGCCGCUCGAGAACUGGGAUUUAACCACACAACAAAUACUACCUUAUAUCAAUGGCAUUAAUCAUGUGGCUCGCAUAGCUGCCGAGGCGGAUGUGGAAACAGAUCUUGUCAAAUCCUGUAUACAGAACCUGGUUUACUAUGGAGUUGUGCAGCUUCUGCCCAUUUUGAAGUACAGCAAUGUCUAUAUGACACAGAACCUAAAGCACCUCAUACAAAGUGCUGCCUUGAGUAACGCCUGCCGCAAGUAUGUGGCCCUGCAUCCGGAUAAAUUGCUGCCGAGCGUGCAGAGGAUCUUCCAGUUCUAUGCAUCAAUGACUCAUGGCGUCACACUGCGUGCCAUAUGUCAGCGCCUGUGCCCGCAACACCAUAACAUCGAUGAGCGUAAGAUGGUUAUAUUCGGAUUGCAGCACAAGUUCAUACGCUGCAUACACAAAUAUCCGGUGUUUACGGGCUCAGUGCCGUCGGGCCGACAGAAGAUGUACACGGGUCUCAUCAGCUUCGACGAGAUUUGCUGUAAAACUGGACUCUCGCCGUGCACUAUCGAGAGGGAUAUUGAGAAGGAUACAAAUGUGACUGUGAUUUGGAAAUAGUUAUCAUCUUCAUUUCCUUGAUUUACAAUUUUCUUUUGUCAACAUCGUUUAUGUGUAGUGAUUGUUUCUAUUAUUUAAAAAAAUGUUGUACAAUAUUGAACUGAAGUAUCUGCCUCAAGCUGAAGAUUAAAUAUACAUGCAGAUUUGUUAUAGAAAAA
Messenger RNA from Drosophila innubila, 1468 nucleotides. It is a transcript of the gene Nprl2, whose product is annotated as GATOR complex protein NPRL2. The record is from RefSeq and is a predicted model, not a curated record. The coding region runs from base 129 to 1310 and encodes 393 amino acids. The transcript is spliced from 3 exons. Gene Ontology annotation, cellular component: GATOR1 complex; vacuolar membrane. NCBI's taxonomy places the organism in Eukaryota, Metazoa, Arthropoda, Insecta, Diptera, Drosophilidae. Gene Ontology annotation, molecular function: GTPase activator activity. Gene Ontology annotation, biological process: positive regulation of autophagy; cellular response to amino acid starvation; negative regulation of TORC1 signaling.